Ooceraea biroi (clonal raider ant) is the source of this 4513-nucleotide messenger RNA. RefSeq lists its product as uncharacterized. The record is from RefSeq and is a predicted model, not a curated record. Lineage: Eukaryota; Metazoa; Arthropoda; Insecta; Hymenoptera; Formicidae.
GCCAUUUGCAACUUUCGUACGGACACGGACUGACAGACUCCGCAAUCGUCCGCAUUUGCAGCUGAUCGUCUAUACUGCUUUGUCAUGGGUAAUAAAGAAGAGUACGUUUCAGUGGUUUGUGAUUGAUAUUCAGUGGUUUAAUCGCGGAAACACAUUUUCGUCCACUCUGAGCUGAGCUUCUGACUCAUUUUACUUGCGUAAUAUAUUACAUCUGUAAAAACAAGAGCGUACAUAUAUGCAAUUAUGAAGCCGUUCGUUGAAGCAGACUACUGUUUCUGUCGACUGAAGGAAACAGCACGCUGCGUAACAGGCAAAGAGUGCUCAUAUACUCCACGCUUGAAGAAUUUCAAUUUGGAGAAAUUGCGUCUAGAUUUGUGGAAAUAUUUUGAGAUUCCAAAGGAUAGGCACAUUUUUUAUGUCGAUGAAGACACUGACGUUAUUCCUAUUGAGUCAGAAGGCGAAUUUCAUGAAAUGUUUAAGCUCGCGAAAGAUAGCACAAUAGAGAAACCAAUUCACUUGAUCGUGGGUCCUUACAACGGUCGUGUGUCCAAAUUAAGGGAAGUGGAUGAUUCUAGCGAUGAUCAGAAAAGGGACAUUGAUAGCAGUUCAUCGUGUCUAGAGUCAACUUCUAAACUCGGGCAGAGACGCUGGAAACCACUAAACCUAAUGAAAAAAUGGGAUAGAAAGCGACAUAAAUCAAACGAGGAGCAGAAAGAAUUGAAGGACAUGGAAGCUCCAAAAAUGGAUGCGUCGUUGUGCGGAAUACAUUCAGAUAUGCCUCCUCCAUGGUUCACGAAAUAUAUGGAUUCGAUGAAGGAAGAGAUGAUUUCUACAAUCAGUCAGCGAGUGAUUAAUUGUGUAAUGGAAGCGUUGAAUGAUGAUUUUUCUCCACCUCUCCCACCUAAGAAGUUAGAAGAAACGUUGAACGAUGAUUUUCCUCCACCUCUCCCACCUAGGAAGUUGCCAGCACAUCUCUAUCAAUCGAAACCCCGAUCAAUCGUUUCCCCGAGACGAUAUUCUGAUUACUGCAAUUUGAGCGACAUGAAGCGAGAAAGGAAGGUGAUGCAUCAAGAUGAGGAGCAGUCGAGUGAUGAGAGUGAUGAUUCGAUUGAGUGCGUGGAUGAGCCACAAGAUGCACCGGAGGAUCUGCGAGUGAAGAAAGAUGUGCGAUCGAUAGUUAGACACGAAACGGUAAAAGAGAUGACGGAAGUGCCAAACAAAACUUCCCGAGACCGUCCUGUGCACGCCCCAUUUAAGAGAUUCAUUUAUUACGAAGACCGGUCGCAUCUUCCUUUCCCGAAGCGAUUUUCCCGCUACUCCUUUGAGUCGCGGGACUUGAACGAGAAGAGUCAGGAGAAGAUGAGAUGUCGGGAUGCGGAGCAAUUGAGCGACGAUGCUCGAACCAAGCGUAUGGAUGAGUCACAGAACGUAAACAGCGCGCGGAGCUCACGAUCGCUGCAGGAGAGAAUAGACCUUCUUCAGGAUGCAAUUUGCGACUUUGCAAACGCGAACGUGAAGGAGAAGAAGAAGAAAAAGAGGAAUUUUCAUCAACUGACCACUAAAAAUAUGGACACUGAUACCUGUAAAGGACAACAGCUGUGCAGCAGAAAAACCGAAUUUGCUUCACCGCCUUUACAAGCGAAUCAAGCACCAUACGACGAACGACUUCACUUGGAGGCGCUGAAACUGCUCGAGAAUGAGCUCCGUAUGAGCUGCUCCGUUACCGGUCACCAAAUGUUGGACGAGGAUCGCCGCAACAAGAACAUCUGGAGUUACAACGACCUACACAUUGACAGCAGUGUGUACGAUUCAUCAGAAGUGGAUGAUGAUGCCUUCGAGAUCAUCCAGGUGUCUACGUCUAAAGACAUGAAUGAAACGCACCCUGAGGAAUCCCUCACCGAGCAGCAGCAGCAUCAACAACAGCAUGAUAGCAGUCGGGACUCGCCCAGUUUUGAGCUGCUGUCGGAGCUACCCUCACCGACUUCUACAUGCAUGAACGAGGACCUCUUGCUGAACAAGGAAACCGAAGAGAGACCUGAACCAGAGGAGAAGCCCGAGUCAAUGGAAAAACUCGAAUCGAAGGAAAAAAUCGAGCAGCAGUUUGAGAAUCCGGAUCCGAGGCUUGUGUACAUGCUGAACACCAAAGGUAAAAUCCGUCAGUACUACUGUAAGAAAGAUAUUUCCCAUCGUGCGACGAAAGCCGCGCCGGUAGUGGACGCUCAGUGCUCAGAAUUACUGCACGAUGGCACGACGAGCAGCUCAUACGGCGAUGUGAAAAACUCGCACCCGAGCUACAUGCCCGUGAGUCAGUGCAGGAUGCCGCAGUCGCAGCGUAGUUGCCAGUCGCAGAUAGACUUGAUCGAUUUCACGCAGAGCUUCCAUUCGCACACCACAUCGGUCACAACUGACAUAACCGACGCGAUUGACAUGGCCGAGGUCUACGUGGACGCCUGCGACAACGGGAGAUGUGGUGAGCAGCAGGUGCCGACUGUGUCAAAGAACGUGCAAGAAAUGACUGAGACGGCGACAGCAAGAAUUGAAACAGACCCGACAGUGGCGAGUUCGAGAAACGAGUUAGAAGAUGAGUGGAUGAAGAAAUUGAAGGAGAAGUAUUACUGUGAUGUAAAUGGCGAUUCGUCCCCCACGCCGGACGCUUCUGCAGCUGCUUCGCAACAGUUCUGUCGGGCGAACGGAUUUUCUGAUAAACCAAUGUUCAACGGACGGUUGCAGGGAAGAUGUAUCGUCGAACCUGACGCUCUCGACGCUGGUGAGCCUGUUCAAAGCCUUCCGCAAACGCUGGUCACCGCGGCUGCGACCGCUGCGCACGUCGGCACGUUUGCUUACGUCACUGCAUGCGAGUUUUUUGACAGAGUGCGAACACACGCGAGGGAGAAUGCUGAGCGCAGAGAACACAAGGUACGACAAUAGAGAGCCGUCGAGCAACUCGUUUCAAUGAAUUAAUAAUUGUACUCUUUCAUUUAUAAUUGAUAUAUAUAUACAUACAUAUAUAUCAUAUGCAUAAGAUUUCUUUGCAAAAUGCAGGUCCGUCAGAUUACGGGUAAACAUCCUAUAUUGGAUCGGGACGUCGAAUUCCCGAGCGCGAAAUUAUUUUAGCUUAAGCACGCUGAAAUUUGAAUGUACGUCCGAAUUUACAAUCGGACUUUCGUAGUUUCACGCAGGGAAUAAAAUCGAAUUUCGUACGCCUAUAAGUGUUAAUUGACUAAAGACGGUUACGAGAGACGUCAGAUAUCAGGAUGUCUCAUUGUUGACAGAUGAAGUGUUAAUCUGAAGACUGACUCAAUAGCGCAAUAAGUGUGAAAGGGAUGGUGAGAACUCUGAGACAUCCUGUAUAUACCUAAGUCAUCUGUAAUGUAAGUUUUUUUUAGUUACUCAACACAUUCACCGCCGUGACAGACGAACAUGCAAUAAAUGUUUUAAGACACAUGUAUAAUUAUGUACAUUAUUUUUAUCUUUGGACAUAUUAAUCUUGAUAAAUCUUAACGAUGAAUCUUAAAAAUCCAAUUGGCAUAAACGGAAAGUCGGCUAAAUUACGCGUGGCAGUGAAUAUGUUAAUCGCACGCGAUAGAUACAAUUACGAAAUUAUUUUGACAACGAACUAAGGUGUUUGUUGCGUACCAUAUUCUAUCUAUCGUGUGAAACUAGAAGAUAUUAUGAUAAUACUCAUAAGCAUGGAAUUAUAUAUCUCUAAUGGUUUCCGUUAUAUCACAAAGUAUCGAAAAUUGAAUUUAGCUGUUUAGAUAUAAGCCGGAAUUUCGUUAUAUCAAAUAGAAAAAAAUGAAGAGAGAGAGACGGAGACGGAGGCGCAGAAAGAAACAGAAAUGACGUAGCGACGGCAUAUAGAUUGCGAUGCAUGCCAAAUUUAUGGGCUAAAAUCAAGGGAUCAGAAAUAAUCAGAAAUUCUUUGAUUCAAUUACUUCUCUAAGAGAUAUCAGACGAGACAUUUCUUUAAAACUUUAAAUCUUUCGCGAAUAUCUCGAUAUAUCUUGUAAUAAAUCUCGAUAUUUCGAGAUAUAUAUAUACGCAUAUAUAUGCAUGUAUCCAUAUCGCGAUAUAUUCGAAGAUCAGGGAAGAUUCUUUAUUGCAAACCUUCCUAUGAUUAAUGUUAGAGAUUAGAAGCAGGUUUACUAUAGAUGGGCGUCAAUUGCGCUUGUUACGGCUGUGUUCUUCAUGCAGUUACCGCGAAGAAAUACUUAUUACUCGAAGCUGGAUGCCGUUGGUUUACGCAGACAAUUUUGCGAGCGCGCCUAAGUAGGGUUGUGAUUAAAAGUCUGCUAAGCGCACCGUUUUACAUAUCGGUGCAAGAAAGUUGCUCGUUGGCAACCUUCUUGAUCGAGAGGACUUAACGGGUCUUCGGCGGUAAGAACGAUACCGGGUACUUAUUCGACUUACUGCACUCUCGAGAUACUAUUGCACAGCACGUAUAUUGUUAUAUUGUGCUAGAGCUUGUGGUAAUUUAGCUGGAUUUAUAGAAAUAAAUGUUAGACAUAAACGA